GAUUAAUACAGUGUGGUUCAUAGCCUCAUCAGGCCGAUAGCUCCACGUGUGUUUUGCUGAUCUGGUGUUGGUAUCUGAUUGGGAAACCUUUUCCCUGUGUUGUUAAUUUACUGGAGUGAGAGUACUAGUAUGCUUAGCUGGGAUUACAAGAGGGAGUUAUCGGAGCGUACUACUCGGAUGGUUCAAAUUCUUUAGCCGCGGGCUGUGCGCCUCUCCCAGCGACAUGAUGUCAUUUGGUGUGGAUUAUGCUUGACGGCAUCAUGAUCAUAGAUUGAAUGGUUGGCUGCUGCAUUUAUCUCCUAUGAAGGCACAGUAUAACACCUUCUUAGAUCUACGGCUACUGCGUUGGAUGAUGGCGUUCCGAGGCUGGGUGGGUUUAUCAUCACCAAUCUCCAAGAGUUCUCCAACAGCCCAAGACCUCCAACUCCUCGAAUCACUGCGUCAGCAUCUGCAGGAUCAGAAUGUCAUUGAGUCCGAGAGUGAGGAGACCCAUCGAUUCCAAGUGAUGACGGAACUGGACGCCCUGGCCAAAUCAUGGAUCCGCGAGAUCUGCUUCCAGAAGGGUGUCGCCGAUACCCAACUGGAUACCGUCGGAGGCCGUGUGUGUACGUUCGGCUCGUAUCGGCUGGGUGUACACGCGCGGGGCGGUGAUAUCGACGCGCUGCUUAUUGCUCCCAAGUAUGUGGAUCGCGGGGAUUUCUUCAAGUCCUUCGCCGAGCGCUUACUGCGCCACGAGAAAGUGAGCGAUCUGCGCGCGGUGGAGGGUGCCUUUGUUCCGGUUAUUAAGAUGUACUUUGACGGGGUGGAGAUUGAUUUGACGUUCGCCCGGCUCAUGCUGAAGGAAAUCCCGGAGGCGUUGAAUCUGUCGGAUCACGAGAUACUGCGGAUGAUGGAUUUGAAGUGUAUUCGUAGUUUGAACGGCUGUCGUGUGACGGACGAGAUAUUGGCUCUAGUCCCCGAUCGCAGUUCAUUUCGGGAAGCGUUGAAAGGGAUCAAAUUGUGGGCUAAACGCAGAGGAAUCUAUUCAAACGUCCUUGGGUUUUUGGGCGGUGUGUCCUGGGCCCUGUUAGUUGCCUUUGUAUGUCAGAAGUAUCCCAAUGCUGCAGCCCCCAUGAUAUUACGCAAGUUUUUCACAAUAUUCGCCAAGUGGAGAUGGCCGCAGCCCAUCAUGCUGAAGCUGCCGGACAAUCCAACGGAUAUCGAUGUUGGCUCCACUGUGUGGGAUCCGCGAUGUUAUCCCCAGGACCGGGGCCAUUCCAUGCCCAUUAUUACGCCGUCUUUCCCUCACCAGAAUUCUACCUACAAUGUCGGCCGUAGUACGCUGAAGAUCAUGCAAGCGGAAUUUCGACUGGGUGAACAACAGAUGAACGCGAUAUACAGUAAACCCGAUGAGAUGUCGAAAGCACAGAUCUGGACGGAAUUGUUCAAACCGUUGAACUUUUUCUUCUUGUACAAUCAUUUUAUUAUUGUGAUGGUGUCGGCGAAGACCAAGGAGGAUUUGAAGUCAUGGAAGGGCUGCGUGGAAUCCAGACUACGAACCUUGGUGACACAGCUGGAGAAUAACGAGUUUCUCACUGUGGCACAUAUCUGGCCUAGUGAUCUGCCAAUGAAACCAGAAUACGCUGCACCUGGUGCGGUGGGAAUUCAGUGGUUUGUGGGACUGGAUUUUGACUUUCCGAAGGGCGGAAAAGUAAACCUAAAUUUAACCCACGACGUGAACACAUUCCUGGAAUCAGUGCGCUCUUUUGGGCGCCAUAGCACGUGGAAAGAGGGCAUGGAAGUCGCCGCGAAAUAUUGUAAACGUCCUCAGUUGGCUGGCUACGUUCCUGAUGCGGCCAUUAAAAGUAACGAAGGCCUCACUCUCCUCGCCAACAUGAAACCACGCAAUAGCGGCGGUGGCAGUAAAAUAACACCACCGCAGAACGGGACCGGCCGAGGAGGGACGCGACCACCGCGGCUCCUGCGGCGCGACAGCAGCACGGAGAACUUUGGAGCAGCACGCCCGCCGAAACGCAUGCGUACUACCAGCUCUUCUAGCGAUCUGAAUAAUCAAGCUGCGACGCAAUCGCCCUCCAUGCCGACUUUGGCGAAUGGCGGUUCGCCAGCGCCGGCCACCCCCGGCACACCGACCUUUGAAAAACCUCUGUUUCCUGGUCCGGAGCCGUCCACACGAGAAAAAACGCCCCCAAGCCAGCGCAGUGAUGAUAGCGGACUGGGACUGCCUAUCCAGGAUGGGAUAGUGUCGGAGGAGGGAGUGUCGCCGCAGCGUCGAGAAGCGGAUUCCACGAGUUCACCAGUCGUCGAGAACCGGAAUGGUUCGGGCAGCAAACGAUCGCUGGAUGCUGCAGAGACAGGUUUGGAGGAAUUUACUGUACCGUUGGCGAAAAGACUUCACAUUGAAAUGGAAGCAGUUGUACAGUAACGUUGCGGUUGGAGGGUUUUUUUUAAUUACUAUAUGCUUUCAGAUACUGUAUGUACCAUAUAUCUGCAAAAAACUGUAAAAAAAGAUGUUACUUUUAUACGAAUUCUCACACGUUAGUUAGUUGCAAAAACCAAAAAGUUUUUUUUUCAUUUUACGAUUGAGAAUACACGCUGUGUGUAUUAUUUAUCUGGAGUAGCAUUCGAACUAUUUCACAAUCUUUCUGUUGUGCGAGAAGAAAUGGCUCGCAUGUUUCCGUAGACUUUUGAUGGGGGACUGCCUAAUAUCAGAUUGCAUACCGCGUUUCGGGCGGUCUGAAUAUUCUGGAAAGAUCCAAGAAUAUGGAUAUUCCUAAAAACAGAAAAAAUAGAAAAUGUUAUAAAAAAAGAGAAAAAAUUGAAAAAAGAAAAAAAAACGAAAAAAAGGAAUAAAAAAGAAAAUGGAGUGCUUCUGCCUGAGAGUUUGCGAUGCGUUUGUCCAUCAUAGUGUCUGCUUAUUUUACAAUUCACAUUAAUUCAUUGUAGUCUAUAAUGAAGUACGAGUACUCUUUAUGUUGGUAAUUCCUAUUCUUAAUGAUAAAAGCUUAAAAAAAUG
Molecule: messenger RNA, 3013 nt
Organism: Paramacrobiotus metropolitanus
Lineage: Eukaryota; Metazoa; Tardigrada; Eutardigrada; Parachela; Macrobiotidae
Product: poly(A) polymerase type 3-like
Exons: 4
Coding region: 302-2422 (706 amino acids)
Cellular component (GO): nucleus
Molecular function (GO): RNA binding; poly(A) RNA polymerase activity
Source: RefSeq, a predicted model, not a curated record